AUGGGUCAAUUUCCAGAAGAGCAACAAUCAGGAGAAUCAGAAAUAAGGGAUAUAAAAUCAAUAGAGGCUGAAGAAUAUGUAAUAGAUAAUUCAAAUCAUGAAUCAAUAGAACCAAAUAAAAAGGAUUUGGAUAGAAUUUAUAGAAAAUUAGACUUUAGAAUUAUACCUGCUUUAUGGUGUUUAUAUUUCUUAACUUCAUUUGGAUCAAGUUGUUAUGGAUUAACAUUAACUAUGAAUGCGGAAAAGGGUCAUUCAUUAAUUCAAAGUUUAAAAUUAACUUCUCAUCAUACUGCUACUGCUUCUGCUUUAUAUUAUGUUGGAUAUAUUAUAUUUGAUGUACCUAUGAAUUUGGUGAUGACUAAAGUAAGUCCUCAAUCUUGGUUAGCUAGAAUUGUUAUUACUGUGGGUUUAGUAUACACAUGUUAUUCUGCUUUACAUGCAGCUGGUGCAUUAAUUGCUAUAAGAUUUAUUAGUGGUAUGGUAGGUGCUGGAACUUGGCCAGGUAUGAGUUAUUAUAUCUCGUUAUGGUACCCUAAUGAAAGAUCAACAAGAAGAAUAGGUUAUUAUUUUACUGCUGCACAAAUUUCAGCUGCUGUUGCAGGUUUAGUAAGUGCUGGUUUCCAAAAAAUGGAUGGUGUUCAUGGUUAUUAUGGAUGGCAAUGGAUGUAUAUGAUUUAUGGAGUUAUUACCAUUGCUGUUGGUAUAUCUUUGUUGUGGUGGUUACCGGAUAGACCUUUUAAAAUUUUGAAAGAAUCAGAUUCUAAAAUUAUGAAAAUAUAUAGAAAAUUUUUCACACCAGUUACUCCAUUAAAUGAUUGGGAAAAAGAAUUACAUAGAAAAGAUUUGGAGCAUAGAUAUAAAUUAUUGAAAUGGACUUGGAAAGAUUUAGUCGCUAUAAUGACAGAUUUAAGAAUUUAUCCUUUAGUAAUUAUGUAUUUUGGAGUAGUUGGUACUGGAUUUGGUUUAGCUGUAUUUGGAUCAACUAUUAUAAGAACAAAUGAUCCAAGUUUAUCAUCAAUUCAGGUUUCUUUAUUAUAUGCACCAAUUUGGUUAUUUGAUUUAGGUGGUAUAUUAAUCAUGACACCAUUUGCUGAUAAAUUCAAAAGAUUCAGAGCUUUAAUUUUUAGUUUUGCUUGUGUUAUAAUCAUAGUUGGUAUGGUUGUAACUACUUUUGCUCAUGGAUCAUGGAAUAAAUAUGGUGGUUUAUUAAUUGCAGGAUUUGGAUUAGGUCCAACAGUUCCAAUUUGUAUGUCAUGGUCAGCUGAAAUCUUUGGUCCAAGAUAUGGUGAUGUUGGUUGUGCUGUUAGUUCUGCAGUUGUCAGUGGAUUGGGUAAUCUUGGAUCAGUUACCGCUACUUAUGCUUUAUAUAGUGGUUGGCCAGCUGAUAAAAAGAGAUUAUAUCGUAAUUCAAAUAUGAUGUUGGUAUUAAUGUUGGGUGUUAGUAUUAUUGCAUCAGCUGUUUGUCAUUUCUUAAAAGAUAGAAUUAGACAAAAGAAAUAG
Lodderomyces jiufengensis is the source of this 1500-nucleotide messenger RNA. RefSeq lists its product as uncharacterized. Gene Ontology annotation, biological process: biotin import across plasma membrane. Gene Ontology annotation, cellular component: membrane. The transcript has a single exon. The record is from RefSeq and is a predicted model, not a curated record. The coding region runs from base 1 to 1500 and encodes 499 amino acids. Gene Ontology annotation, molecular function: biotin transmembrane transporter activity; dethiobiotin transmembrane transporter activity; solute:proton symporter activity. NCBI's taxonomy places the organism in Eukaryota, Fungi, Ascomycota, Pichiomycetes, Serinales, Debaryomycetaceae.